CAACGGAAGAUUUUAACAGUCGGACCACGGACAACUAGCUAGGUAGCGGCCGUUGGAAACAAAACCGGACUGAAGUUUUCAUGUUAACCUUAAACCUCGACCGUGUUUAAUUACCAACAUAGCUAGUUUUGACUGUUACCUUAUUUUAUCCAGACGUUGAGACUUUCGAGGUGAAGAUGGGAGUACCGAAAUUUUACCGAUGGAUUUCAGAGCGCUAUCCUUGUCUCAGUGAAGUUGUCAAGGAACAUCAGAUUCCAGAAUUUGACAAUCUCUAUCUGGACAUGAAUGGGAUUAUCCACCAAUGUUCCCACCCGAACGACGAAGAUGUCCACUUUCGCAUUUCUGAGGAAAAGAUUUUUGCAGACAUCUUCCAUUACCUGGAGGUGCUAUUCCGGAUCAUCAAGCCUCGCAAGGUCUUCUUCAUGGCGGUGGACGGUGUGGCACCAAGGGCAAAAAUGAACCAGCAGAGAGGACGGAGAUUCAGGUCCGCCAAAGAAGCAGAGGACAAGAUAAAAAAAGCUUUGGAUAAAGGAGAGGUGCUUCCCACAGAGGCUCGCUUUGACUCCAACUGUAUCACUCCUGGCACUGACUUCAUGGCAAGACUACAGGAGCAGCUCAAGUAUUUUGUCCACAACAAGCUCUCCACCGACAAGCUAUGGCAGAAUGUCAAAGUGUACCUGUCUGGUCAUGAGACCCCAGGCGAGGGAGAACAUAAGAUCAUGGAGUUUAUUCGCUCUGAAAACACCAACCCGGAUCACGACCCCAACACCCGACACUGCCUGUAUGGCCUGGAUGCUGACCUGAUAAUGUUGGGUUUAACCAGCCAUGAGCCAAACUUCUCCUUGCUCAGAGAGGAGGUCCGCUUUGGAGGAAAGAAAUCCCAGAAAAGGAUAACGGCUCCAGAGGAGACAACUUUUCACUUGCUUCACUUGUCUCUGAUGAGGGAGUACAUUGACUAUGAGUUCUCCGAGCUCAGGAAUCAUCUUGGUUCUGAAUAUGACUUGGAGCGAAUAAUAGAUGACUGGAUUCUAAUGGGCUUCCUUGUGGGAAACGAUUUCAUCCCUCACCUCCCUCAUCUUCACAUCAGUCACGAUGCUUUGCCGUUACUGUACAAGACCUACAUCAGUGUUCUUCCCAGCCUGGGUGGUUAUCUGAAUGAGAACGGCCAUCUAAACCUCAGAAACUUUGAGAAAUACCUGGAGAAGCUUGCUGAGUUUGACCGGGAACAUUUUAGUGAAGUGUUUGUGGACCUGAAGUGGUUUGAGAGUAAAGUUGGCAACAAGUAUCUGAAUGAGGCGGCCGGAUUGGCUGCAGAAAAGGAGGCUGCCAGCAAAGACACAAAGAAGAAUGAGGAUAAUGCCCUCUGUCUGGCAGCUCUGACCUCAUCAGAAAGAGUGGUUGGAGAAGGAAAAGGAGCACUUGGAGACGAUGAGGACGAGGAGGACGAUAUGUUUGAAACAGAGUUCAGACAGUACAAGCGCACCUACUAUAUGACCAAGAUUGGGGUGGAUGUGGUAUCUGAUGAGUUCCUAGCCAAGCAGGCCAAGUGUUAUGUGGAAGGUAUCCAGUGGAUUCUCCAUUACUAUUACCACGGGGUUCAAUCCUGGAGCUGGUACUACCCCUACCACUACGCUCCCUUCCUGUCUGACAUCAGGAAUAUAUCUGGGUUAAAGCUGACCUUUGACCUUGGGAAACCCUUCAUGCCCUUUCAGCAGCUGUUGGCAGUCCUGCCUGCUGCUAGCAAGGAGCUGCUGCCUGAGGCUUACAGGCACCUGAUGAUGAGUGAAAAUUCACCCAUAAUUGAGUACUACCCUCUUGACUUUAAAACGGACCUCAAUGGCAAGCAGCAGGAAUGGGAGGCUGUGGUUCUCAUUCCCUUCAUAGAUGAGAGGUGCUUACUAGCAGCCAUGGAGCCCUGUAAUCACAAGCUGACUAAAGAAGAGAAGGCCAGGAAUUGUCACACAGAGUGUGCAGUCUACUCAUAUGACCACGAAAUAGACUACACAUACAACUCCACCGUGCCUCACCUGUUCCCUGACAUCAUCCACUGCCAUGUCCGGAAAGCAAACAUCCCUAUGGAUGCCUGGCAUGUACCGUUGGACCACGCUAGAAGACCAGUCGACCGCUCAGCUCUGUACUUCUGUGGUUUCCCCACACUGCAACACAUAAAACACAAGUUUUUUAAGAAGAAGAGUGGCGUGGUCGUGUUUCAGCAGAGCAGCAGAGGGGAGAACACAAUACUGGAGAUCCUCCCCAGCGAGGAAGGAGAAGCGGUAUGUGAUGAUGUUGCUGUACUGGUACUGGGGAAGUCGGUGUUUGUCAACUGGCCGCAUCUAGAGGAAGCUCGCAUCAUUGCUGUGUCAGAUGGAGAAGUCAAUUUUUGUUUAGAUGAACCACCUGGUGUCCAAAGAGUGUAUGAUCAACCCUCCACUCCCCCUCCCACCAAAGUAACCUCUCUGUCUGACAAGGAGCAGAAGGAUUGGGUGAAGGAUGUCCAGGGAAUCACUGAACAUUUCAUGAAGAGGAAAGGCAUCGUGGUGAAUGAGACAUCUGUGGUUUUGUACGGCCAGUUGCUGACGGGAAGAAAGUACGUCCCCAAAGCCAAUGGGGUGGUGGAACUAGAGAAACAGUGGUCGAAGCAGGUCCUCCCUUUCGCCUACCAGACCGUGGUUAAGGAUAUCAAGGCCUUUUACUCAUCUCUGACCAGCUUUAAGAGCUUAGACGAGCUCUUUCCUCCAGCAACCAAUGUCUUCAUGGUGGGGAACCCUUACUACGGUGCCAUGGGCGAGGUGCAGGAUUCUAGUGAUGUCAUUAAAGACGGUCGGGUACGGGUGGUCUUCAGCGUGCCACAAGAACCACAGCUUGAGACCUUAAUCCAGAAUCAGCAUAAGUACUGUGUGAAGUACAGUCCUGGAUACGUUCUGGCAUCUCGACUCGGCAUCAGCAGCUACCUUGUCUCCCGCUUCUCAGGAAGCAUCUUCAUUGGCAGAGGCUCUAAGAAGAAUCCUUGUGGGGAGCAAAGAGCUAACGUUGGCCUGAACCUGAAGUUCAACAAGAAGAAUGAGGAGGUUCCUGGAUACACAAAGAGAACGGAAAAGGAGUGGCUCUACUCUGUUGCUGUGGAGGAAUUGCUAGCUGAAUACCUGGACAGAUUUUCUGAAGUGUUCGAAUUAGUGUCCAGAAACAGUCAUGAUGAUGUUUUCUAUGAAGAUGACAUUUGGCCUGGAUUUGACCAGAAUGGGGCGGAGAAGGUUGCAGAAAUCACUUCAUGGUUGAAAAGUCACCCAGUAAGCUCCAUCAGCAGGGCGUCAUGUGACCUACAAGUGCUAGACUCUGCCAUCGUGGAGAGGAUUGAGGAGGCAGUGGAGAAAACCAAGGUGAAGAAGAGCACGAAGAAAGUCCGUGUCACAGUCAAGCCUCACCUCCUCUUCAGGCCCUUGGAGCAGCAGCAGGGAGUGGUUCCAGACCCGGAAGCAGAGUAUCGCCUGUUUGACAGAGUGGUCAACAUCAGGGAGAGCUUCACCGUCCCACUGGGACUCAGAGGAACUAUCAUCGGCAUUAAAGGGGCGGAGCGGGAGGCAGAGGUUCUCUACGAAGUGCUUUUUGAUGAAGAAUUUGCUGGAGGUCUUAACAUCAGGUGUUCAUCACCUCGCGGUUACCGCCUCCCUCCCUGCGCUCUCAUUAACUUCUCCCACGGAGCCCGAAUGGAUCUGUCAUUUCACAAACUCACUGCCGUCGUCAAACCUCAGCCCUCCGCAGCCGCAAACUUCAGCUCUCAGCGCCAGCUGUCCGGCCUGAACCACUCUCCACGUUCACCCUUCAUACCGAUGCAGCAUAACAACAAACACGGCGGGGUGAAAGCAGCCUCCCAGGGCAACAGGAACUCUCCCACUAAAGGAAUCCAGAAACAACCGGCAAAGGGUAAAGAGGAGUACAGUAACGUGUGGCAGUCUCUGCAGAACUCGGCUGCUCCUCACAAACCUCCGGCUCACUGGCAUUCUAAUGAUGGAAAUCCCCAGCAGGGUGGAAACCAGCACUUCAAUAAAGCUGCCCCAGUUGGUGGCAUCAGACUGUUGAAGAAAAAUGAAGACGCCAACUCCCUUUUCCCCACAGCCAACACAGCCAAUAAGACUACAACUGAGUUUGAGGACCUGAUAGCCAGUCUCAAGAUCUCCAAAGGUAGCCAGCAGACCCCACCGCCUCCUGCUCCUCCACAAGUGCCCACCAGCCAGUCAGAUGGCCCGUUGUCUCCACAGUCCUUCGCCAUGAAGGGUACCCUGAUGUUGAAGGAAAUGCUAAAGAUUGACAGUCCAGGAACAGGAAGUCCCACGUCCCAGGAGACUCUUAACAGCGCUUCCUCCGGUGGCCGGCAGCAGAACAGGAGACGAUCGUCCAAGAAACUAGCCGCAGCAAUGAACGCCCCCCACGGCGAAACAGCUGUAUUAGCUCCUCCCACAUUGACCGCCUCUGCCAACCUCUCCAACACAAUGCUGACAAGUAAGGUGUCCGAGCUGGCGUGCGUCUGUGUGGGGUUAGGAAUGGCACCACCCGAGUUCAGCUUCAUAGGCAACAGACAGGGUGUAGUAGUAUGUCAGGUGAAGCUGUCCAAUGGGUUGAUGGUUCAUGGUCCACAGUGCCAAUCGGAAAAUGAUGCCAAGGAGAAAGCUGCCUUCUUUGCCCUCCAAAGACUGAACUCAGUGGGGUCGAGCUUCUCCCUCCCACCUCCUUUAUACCCAGGAGUGGGUCAGAUACGACCCCCACCCAUCAGAGGUAUGACCCCUGUCUUCAACCAACAAGGUGGAUUGAUGUUACCUCCCCAGGGUUACGCCCCUCCCCCUCUGUGGGGAAUGACGCUUUCCCCCCACCACCACCAAAACCAACCAUUCUUCAGCGCACCGGGAACCUUUCCCGGUGCUGCCCGCCCACCGCCUUCAACAACACUGCCCAUUGGCUCACACAACCAGUUUAUCCCAUUACAGGUGACUAAGAAGCGAGUCUCAGCCAACAAGAAGAACCAGGAAACUCGAGAGUUUUACAGCGCUGCCCACACUGUGUCCAGAAACCAAUCACAGAAAGCCCAGAACCAACUCUCUGGCCAAUCAGGCCAGAGCCGUAAAGUCGAGCAGCCACACCAACACAUUACCAACAGCAACCCCUCCUCUUCCAGCCCUGGUUUCGUAGACGGCGUUUCCACAACAACAGCUGGCCCGCACACGCCCCCUCGACAAAACCAGCCAGCAACAGGCCACACCCCCGGCUCCGCCUCCAAGAGGAAGCACAGAAAGCUGGCUGUCAACUUCGAGGCGGCUAAAGUCUCUGAGUGAUGAGCUGCUGUGUGUGUGUGUGUGUGUGUGUGUGUGUGUGUGUGUGUGUGUGUGUGUGUGUGUGACAGAGAGGGGUGUUAGAGUCGUACUUUGUUUAAGCUGCUGUUUUAAGCCUGACUCAGCAUCUCUGAUCAAACCCCUCAUCAACGUGAAAGUUUCUUUUCACUCAACGUUUCAGGGUUGAAGCAGCUUCAGCUGGGGCAAGGGAACUUUUUUUUGUUGUUUUGUCUAAUGUUACGCAUUAGGCAACUCAAAACACAACUCUAUAUCAGUCAUCAUCAAUCACACGACAGAGUUCCACUGUCCCUACACCUCUUCGCUGUCAGUGUAACAAAGUCUGCCAAACCUGGCUGUUGUAGUACAGUCCCCUGGAGAUGCUGCCUUCUUGCUCUUGUUUGUGGCCAGUGUGAGCCUACAGGUUUGCUGUACAGGUUGCGGCCAUAGCUUCUUCUUUCUUUUUUCUUCCUUGUGUAUUUCUUAGAAGAGGUUCAUUUCGUGAAUUCCUCUUCCUAACAGAAUUGAGUCAUGUCUUAUUUCUUUGAAUCAUAAUGUUGGCGCUCCAGUCCGCAAACUUAAAGGAAGUUUAUUACAGCUUGCCUAUUAUUUUUGUAGCUCUGGCUGUUCAUUCUGUCAGCUGUGUUAACUGGUUGCUGUGAUCACGGAAUUGGGGUAACAUUGGUCCAGCGGGGCAACAGAUACGAGCAGUUUGACGAUCAUAUUAAAGAAAUUCCACGUUAGUCAAAUGUAUCUGAAGGAGAAAACAAAAUGAUUACCCAAACUCUUUUAUAUACCUCCAUCCACAACCUUUUUGCUGUAGUGAGUGAGGGAUUAUGAGCGAAAUAUCAGAAGCGGUAGCCGGUCUGGUGGAACUGAGUUUGUGCACGGCCUGACUGCUUGUGUUUGUUGCCUCCUUUGAACUAUUUUCUGUGAUGUUGCUGUGUUCCAUGAUCUUAUCAGAUACUUGAUUACAAAGUUAUCAUAGCUGACAGAACCACUGGCCCGAUCAACAAAAAUCAAACCCACGUUGUAAUGCAGUUUUCCUUCAACUGCGUGAGCAGCGAACUAAGUACAAAUUGGGAAAAACAAUCUUCUGACAAAAUGUUCUUACAAAAACAUAAUUCUAUCCUUUGGUUCACAUGUUCAAUGAGCUUGGUCCUAGCAGUGAAGAAGGUCUGGGGAAGUGAAACACUGCCAUUAAAAUAUGCAUUUUGAGGGAAAAUCUAUGUGGAAGAAAAAUAAAUGGAUACAGUAGCUACAUACUAGUGCCACCAAAUCAAAUAGUAGCUGAGCGGAAAACACAAAGACGUUUUUACAAAAUUUUCUGUUUGGGCAUUAAUGAAGCAUGUAAUAAUAAUUAGUAAUGUGUGUUAUUUCUCCCUGCCCCCCCUGUCAGUCUUAGCACCGUCCAUCUAUACUUCUUUAAAAAUGUUGCUUUGUAUGUUUACAGCCCAGAGGCAGGAGAGUUUUCACUGACAUUAGCUUCUGCUGUUGCCUUCGCUUUGGGAAGCACAGGAGGGCUCACGGCAACGUAGACUGAGAAAAUACCGGAGGGUGGAUGUGCUUAACGUUUUGGAAAACCUCCUCAGUUACAUUUGGAUCUUGGUUCUCCGAGACAUGCAUCCAUGGUAGAAGCCCUCCUCAUAGUCUAGCCUCAGAUUUGCACUGCAGUGGCAGUUACUCCCUGCUUUUCCUAGUAAACGUAACACUAAGUCAUUUACAUACAUCUUUAGAAAGCUAGUUUGAAUUCAUAUGAUGCUGUGUUGUCCUUGCUUUGUUUUUUAGGGGGUUUUACUGUAUUAAUUAUGCAUAAAAACGGGCCUUCUAUAAUGACAAACUAAUACAGCCGCGUCGUCAGGUUUGGAUCAGUGGUGUUAAUCAGGCCAACAUUGAUUAUCUGUUUUAAUGUUUUCCUGUGUGUUGUGGUCUUUAAAUCCCAUCAAUAUUUAUAGCCUUUUUAUUUCUUUCAGACGUUUGAUGCCUUGCUGCAUUUUUAUACUUUUUGUAGAGUUUAACAACACAGCCAAAGUAAAAAGUUGCCCCCAGCAACACACACACACACACACACACACACACACACACACACACACACACACACACACACACACACACACACACACACACACCGACCGCACUUGAUGAUAUUGCCAGUGCAUGCAGAGCUGGUUCACACCAGCACAGAACCCAGAAUCAAAUAGUGUUCAAAUGACCAGAUUUGUCAAUUUUUAUUUUUGUAAACUGGAACUUGUGAAAAUGUCCAUUUUAAUUUGAUUGAUGCAGUCAAAUACUAAUCAGUCAUAUUUGUUGAGUUCUGUUGGACCUUACAGGUUACCCUUACACUGCCAGAUUCCAAAAGCAACUUGAUUUUUAAUUGAACAGUGCCAGUAGAUUGUGGUUGAUUUUUACACGGGUGCAAAAAAAAUAUAGCUUUUUUUCAUUUCUAUUUUUUUUUGCUUUAAAAAAAAAAAAAAAAAACUAUUAAGAUUAGACUUUUUUUUUCUCCUUAUGAAUAUGGUCACUCACACAGUUUAUAAUACUAUGCACUUUUGACAUCUUAAAUUGAAAUACAAACCAAUCAAUUAGGACUUUAUUUAGAAAAGAGUUCUGACACAUGACUGAUGUCACAUACAGUAUAGUUUCUGUUUGUCCGAAGUUUUCAUUUCUAUGUGAAAUGUGGUGUUAACAGUACUCUUCAGGGGUGCACAGCUGAUAAUUAUGAGCUUCCUUUGCAACUUAAUCAUUAUCAUCAGUUAUCUGAAGUGCAAAUAUCAUUAACGUACAGAGGUGACAUACGUACAUAACGGUUGAAAAUAGGCUAUUUUUGUAUCUGUGUAAAUGCAACCCUAACAGCAUAGUAACUGUGUUGUAUGGUGAGUACUCAUAUAUUUAAAACACUAUAUUUACGUUAUGUGCCCACUAAAUUGAGUCUCUCUUACAUGCUUAUGAGGAGGUUCUUCCAAUUUUCUGUUGGUGGAUUUCUCAAGCUGUUUGGCUAUUUUAAGUUCGCUUUAUUGUACUACUCUAUACACAUCUGGAAUUAACUCACACAAGAACACAUACAGAUGUCUCCAUUUUAAGGAACUUUUUUUUUUUUUUCUUUUUCAAGCCAUGGAUUUUAUGGAAACCCUUUUUAUAUAGACUUUGUCUUGGGGUCAUUUCUAAGCAAUCUGAAUAAUGAUUGUUUCAAUAAUGUUUGUUGUGGAGCUCCAUUGAUGGAAGCAGCUGUAGCGACUAGUAAAGUGUAUUUGUUUUGAGGGAGACAUGCAUACAGUGUUUGUUGUUUUAAGGCUCAUAUCCUUAUGCCGGCCUCGGGACUCAAGUCUGUAAGGCUCUGGUGCAAUAAGGGGAGGUUUCUGGACAUUUAAGCACACCUGUUGUGUAUCCGUUUGGUUUUUGGAUAUGAAACGAAGUAGAGAAUUCUCGAUAAUAAGACAUAAUGACUUGCUGUUUUGAUUCAGGAAUGUGCUGUACAUAUCAAUUUAAUUAAAGUGCAUCUUUUGUUACAA
This is a messenger RNA of Micropterus salmoides (largemouth bass), 8827 nucleotides long. It is a transcript of the gene xrn1, whose product is annotated as 5'-3' exoribonuclease 1. Gene Ontology annotation, cellular component: nucleus. NCBI's taxonomy places the organism in Eukaryota, Metazoa, Chordata, Actinopteri, Centrarchiformes, Centrarchidae. Gene Ontology annotation, biological process: rRNA catabolic process; nuclear-transcribed mRNA catabolic process. The record is from RefSeq and is a predicted model, not a curated record. Gene Ontology annotation, molecular function: 5'-3' RNA exonuclease activity; RNA binding.